GCCGCCAGCAUGUCUAAAGUGGCGGCGGCGACUGGAGCUGCAGCCGCGGCGGCCGGAGCCGAAAGUUGCGGGGCGGCGCCGGCCGAAGACCUCUCCAAAGUGUCGGACGAGGAGCUGCUGAAGUGGACCAAAGAAGAGCUCAUCCGCAGCUUGCGCAAAGCCGAGGCCGAGAAGAUGAGCGCCAUGCUGGACCACAGCAACCUCAUCCGCGAGGUCAACCGGCGCCUACAGCUGCACCUGGGCGAGAUCCGGGGGCUGAAGGACAUCAAUCAGAAACUGCAGGAAGACAACCAGGAGCUGCGAGACCUUUGCUGUUUCUUGGAUGAUGACCGGCAGAAAGGCAAAAAGGUUUCCCGAGAGUGGCAAAGACUUGGCCGCUACAGUGCCGGUGUCAUGCAUAAAGAGGUUGCCUUGUAUCUGCAGAAGCUGAAGGAGCUGGAAGUGAGGCAGGAAGAGGUUGUGAAGGAGAACUUGGAGCUGAAGGAGCUUUGUGUCCUGCUGGAUGAAGAGAAGGGGGGUGUUGCGGGGUGCCGGAACUCAGUGGAUAGUCAGGCCAGUCUCUGCCAGCUCAGUGCCACCAAUACGUACAUCAGGGAUGUUGGGGAUGGAAGCAGCACCUCCAGCACUGGAAGCACAGAUAGUCCUGACCAUCAUAAGCACCACCUGAACUCAAGUCCAGAGCACCUCCAAAAAACAAGGAGUGAAGGGAGCCCCGAGCAUCAGAAGCACAUGAGCGCUAGUCCAGACCACCUCCACAAACCCAGGAGAUGUGCAAGCCCAGAUCCCCAGAAGCAUUUGAAAGGACUGAGCCCAGAGCAUCACAAAACAAUUGGUAAAGUGGCCCCCGAGCAGCAAAAGCACAGCUGUAGCAGUCCGGAGACCCUGCCCAAGCACAUGGUGAGUGGUAGCCCUGAACAUUUUCAGAAACAUAGGCCUGGAAGCAGCCCGGAGCACCAGAAGCACAGCAGCAGCAGCAGCAGCCCAGAGCAUCUUCAGAAGCACACUCUGAGUGGAAGCAUGGAACAUCUCCCCAAAGUGAGGGGCACCAGUCCUGAGCACCUCAAACAGCAUUACUUGGGAAGCCCGGAACACAAGCACUUGAGUGGAGGCAGCAGAGAAGGCACUUUAAGGAGGCAAGUCACGGAUGACCUGUCCCCCCAUCACAGGAGCCUCUACAAUGGCAUGAAUGAACCAACCUUGUCCUAUGUUAGGCAGCUGGAAGCAAGAGUAAGACAGCUGGAGGAGGAAAAUCGCAUGCUGCCCCAGGCUCCCGUUAGGAUGCCAUCAGGGGCAGAUGGGAAUUUCUGCUCUCCAAGGCCUCCAGCUAGCUUCAAUGACCAGGCCUCCUCACCUUCUCAGCAGCCUGAAGUGAUGGUUAAUGCCCUCAAGGUUGUGUGGAGGAAACUUGGAGAUGCUGCAGGCUCGUGUCCUGGAAUUAGACAACACAUGUCUGGAAACCAGUAUAAAGGACCAAUGUAAAUGGAUACCAGAAUAAGAAGAGUUUUAACUGCUGGUGGAUUUGACCCCCGCUCACUGGAAUUUCUUCGCUGACGAUGUGAUUACUCCAUGCACUCUCUAGAUAGAUUCUGAAACUGGUACAACUUUUUCACAAAGACUUUGCUGUAAAGUGUCCAAAUCUCCUGGUGUUCAAUAUGUAUAGAAUGAUCCAACUCUGCUUCUUUUAAUCCUGCCAGGAGCAUUUCAGUGUAAAUGCUAAAGAGAAUAUAGGUGAUAUCAUCAAGGCUGCUCAAAAUCUAACCUGGAAAAGCAGAAGAAGAAUCCACAGAGAAAAUGCUUAUUUUUUUGAUAGCUGCAGUGGACUUUUAGUAAGAUUUUCCCAGGAACUUUUCACCAGAUUGGAGAGAUGCCAAUGGACUGUGCCUUUGGUCUUCAAAGUUUGGGGAGAAUCUGUUACCCCUGAUAGUCUUACACUUGAACAUGACAAAUGUUAGGUAAUGUUGCAUAGGCAAAUGGCAGCAGAAACAUUUCCUUUUCCAGUUUGUAGAAAACUUGCAUUCUGAGGUGCUAAAAACCUUCAAGUCUCUUAACCAGC
Heteronotia binoei (common prickly gecko) is the source of this 2053-nucleotide messenger RNA. RefSeq names its product coiled-coil domain containing 85A (gene CCDC85A). Lineage: Eukaryota; Metazoa; Chordata; Lepidosauria; Squamata; Gekkonidae. The coding region runs from base 10 to 1479 and encodes 489 amino acids. The record is from RefSeq and is a predicted model, not a curated record. The transcript is spliced from 5 exons.